Elephantulus edwardii (Cape elephant shrew) is the source of this 1086-nucleotide messenger RNA. RefSeq names its product family with sequence similarity 105, member A (gene OTULINL). Gene Ontology annotation, molecular function: cysteine-type deubiquitinase activity. Bases 1 to 1080 code for a protein of 359 amino acids. The transcript is spliced from 8 exons. The record is from RefSeq and is a predicted model, not a curated record. Gene Ontology annotation, cellular component: cytoplasm. NCBI's taxonomy places the organism in Eukaryota, Metazoa, Chordata, Mammalia, Macroscelidea, Macroscelididae. Gene Ontology annotation, biological process: protein linear deubiquitination.
AUGCCGCAGGUGCUGAAGGAAGCAAGGACUUGCCUCCACAGCCAACGAGAAAGGCCCAGAAAUUAUUUCCUAGGAAAUGACAAAGCCCCCUCUUGGAUGCUGUUCACCAGCCACGCUGUGGAUGCUGCAUGGAAGACAGUGAAGGGGUCCGUGGUGCUGUCAGCCUCCUUCUUGCUGGCCACCGUCUGCUACUUCAGAGGGCUUUAUUUAUACUUGGGGCAUCGGCUGAAAUGGUGGGUUGGCUAUCUGCAGAGAAAGUUCAAAAAGAACCUCAGCGUGGAGGCAGAAGUUGACGUGCUCAGUUAUUGUGCAAGAGAAUGGAAAGGAGAGACGCCCUGUGCCAAGCUGAUGAAGAAGGCUUAUGAGGAGCUGUUCUGGCGGCAUCACAUUAAGUGCGUUCGCCAAGUGAGGAGAGAUAACUAUGAUGCGCUAAGAUCGGUGCUCUUUCAGAUAUUCAGCCAGGGCCUUGCUUUCCCCUCCUGGAUGAAAGAAAAAGACAUUGUAAAGCUUCCCGAGAAACUGCUCUUUUCGCAAGGUUGUAACUGGAUCCAGCAGUACAGUUUUGGUCCUGAGAAAUACACAGGGUCAAACGUAUUUGGAAAAUUACGCAAAUGUGUGGAGUUACUGAAAACGCAGUGGACCGAGUUCAGUGGGAUCAAAGAUUACCACAAGCGAGGAGGUAUGUGCAACAUGCUUUUUUCCGACGCCAUCCUGGAAUACAGACUCUACGAAGCCUUAAAGUUCAUCAUGCUCUAUCAAGUCACUGAGGUGUAUGAGCAGAUGAAGGCGAAAAAGGUCAUCCCCAGCCUGUUCAGCCUGCUCUUCUCCAGGGAGUCGUCCUCCGAUCCUUUGAGCUUCAUGAUGAAUCACCUCAAUUCCGUGGGCGACACGUGUGGUUUAGAUCAGAUCGAUAUGUUUAUCCUCAGCUACUCGCUUGAAGUAAAGAUAAAAGUGUUCCGACUGUUCAAGUUUAACUCCAGGGACUUUGAAGUCUGCUACCCCGAGCAGCCUCUCCGGGAGUGGCCGGAGAUCUCCCUGCUGACCGAGAAUGACCACCACUAUCUCAUCCCCGUCUUCUGAGUCUGC